Messenger RNA from Rubroshorea leprosula, 1499 nucleotides. NCBI's taxonomy places the organism in Eukaryota, Viridiplantae, Streptophyta, Magnoliopsida, Malvales, Dipterocarpaceae. The record is from the annotation of a GenBank genome assembly.
AAUUAAAAAAAAAAAAGGUCAAAUUUUCCCUUCUGCACAGCGCACUAUUCUUGAUAAGGAAGUAGAUAUGACUACUGCAAAUGGAGAAGUGGAGCCUGGAAGGCUUGGGGGGCAAUUCAAUGCCAUUUUUGUUUGUUGGAUUUUGGGAUUUGGAUCUCUUAUCUCAUGGAACAGUAUGCUGACAAUAGGAGACUACUACUACAGUUUGUUCCCGAACUACCAUCCUUCAAGAGUACUUACACUCGUAUAUCAACCAUUUGCACUUGGAACAAUGGCAUUACUGGCAUACAAUGAGUCAAAAAUUAAUACAAGGCGCAGAAACAUAAUUGGAUACAUACUUUUUACUCUGAGCACUUUCUUGCUUAUUGUUUUGGAUUUAGCAACUUCUGGAAAAGGUGGUGUUGGACCUUUUGUAGGUGUAUGUGCAAUUGUUGCUGCUUUUGGAGUUGCAGAUGCUCAUGUUCAAGGUGGAAUGGUGGGAGAUCUGUCUUUCAUGCAGCCUGAAUUCAUGCAGUCUUUCUUUGCUGGUUUGGCUGCAUCCGGGGCCGUGACCUCUGCUUUGAGGUUAAUCACUAAAGCAGCCUUUGAGAAACAUAAAAAUGGUCUUCGCAAUGGAACAAUGCUGUUUCUAGCUAUUUCUACAUUCUUUGAGUUUCUCUGUGUGUUGCUGUAUGCAUUUUACUUCCCUAAACUGCCUAUUGUGAAGUACUACCGCUCAAAGGCAGCUUCAGAAGGAUCAAAAACUGUUACAGCUGACCUUGCAGCUGCUGGCAUCCAUGGAUCAGAAAACCAAGGUGAACUGCAGAGAUUGAGCAACAAAGAGUUGUUGUUUCAGAUCAAAGAUUAUGCACUUGAUCUAUACCUGAUAUAUGUCUUGACACUAUCAAUUUUCCCUGGGUUCCUAUAUGAAAACACUGGUGAACACCAGCUAGGCUCAUGGUAUCCUCUUGUUCUAAUAGCAUCCUACAAUGUGUGGGAUCUGGUAGGAAGAUACACUCCCUUAAUAAAAUGCCUGAAGAUCGAGUCCAGAAAGGGCCUUAUGAUUGCAAUACUUUCCCGUUUCUUACUGAUCCCGGCCUUUUACUUCACUGCAAAAUAUGGUGAUCAGGGAUGGAUGAUAUUGCUUGUUUCUUUCCUGGGAAUAACAAAUGGUCACCUAACCGUCUGUGUCAUGACAGUUGCACCUAAAGGUUACAAGGGACCGGAGCAAAAUGCUUUGGGCAAUCUGCUAGUGGUGUUUUUGCUAGGGGGCAUAUUUUCUGGGGUUGCCCUGGACUGGCUGUGGCUCAUAGGAAAAAAGAACGCCUUUUGAAGAUCAAAGUUCUUGUUAUUGAUUAUGAAAGCCCGUGUAAAAUUUAUUUGGUUUCGUUUUCUGCUGGCAACUGGAAAUGCAUAAAAAAAGUUUCAUCUUAUUUCAUUGGUUGAAUCGGAUGGCUGAUUAAUGUUUUCUUUCCUUUUGAUGGCUAAAUUAUGUGUUUAGCCCUUUAUUUUAUUAUGUU